Messenger RNA from Macrosiphum euphorbiae (potato aphid), 384 nucleotides. The record is from the annotation of a GenBank genome assembly. Lineage: Eukaryota; Metazoa; Arthropoda; Insecta; Hemiptera; Aphididae.
AUGGGCCUUCUUGUAUUGUGUACCUCAAUUGUCGAAGCAGAAAAAAUCUUAAGUGCCAUUUUUACAAUUAUUCUAAGUAAAUCUGAUGAAGAGUUAUUACAAAUCAACCAAAAUAAUAAUUUUUCUGAAGAAUUGUUGACGCCUUGUGCCAAAAGCAAAAAAUAUUUAAAAGAUUUGAUAAAUUGUUCAGAUGAAAUUGAUUAUUCACAAUUCGAAUAUGAUGAUGACUCUAACUUGAGGUUUCUUCAAGAAAACAAUGCUAAUGAUGAUGAAGAUCUUCAUAAUGAAAAUUGCCUUGGUGGUUUUAAAGGAUGGGCCCAAAGUAUUAGCAAUAAAGUAAAAGAAGAAAUAGAAGGUAUUGAAGGAUCCACAGACAAUGCAUAA